Mycena indigotica is the source of this 1833-nucleotide messenger RNA. RefSeq lists its product as uncharacterized. The coding region runs from base 1 to 1833 and encodes 610 amino acids. Lineage: Eukaryota; Fungi; Basidiomycota; Agaricomycetes; Agaricales; Mycenaceae. The transcript has 6 exons. The record is from RefSeq and is a predicted model, not a curated record.
AUGAAGCGGCCGGUUCGAAUUGGUGGCGCGUCAGGUUCAGCGAUUGACCGGCGAAUCGGCUUUGCUCAGCUCGCUGCUGGGCACCCCGAUGACCCUGUCGACGUUAUAAUUGGGGACUUUAUGUCAGAGGGAAAUAUGACCAGUUUAGCCGGCAAGAAGAUGUCGGGUCAGGAUGUCCCUUCCUACGAAGCGGCUUUCGUGGAGGCUUUGAAACUCGGUUUGGAUGACAUAGCUAGGAAUGGGAUAAAGGUUGUCGUGAACGCUGGCGGGACAGAUACUCACGGCCUUUACAAAGUUAUUGCGGAAAUCCUCAAACAGCGCAAUCUUUCUUUGCAAGUUGCUUGGAUUUCUGGCGACGAGGUACUUCCCAUUGUCCUCGAGCGCUCCCAUCAGGAGCCAGACGCAUUCAUCAAUCAUCAUACCGGCGAAGCUUUCGCAUCCUGGCCAUACAAACCAAUCUUUGCACAAUGCUACCUUGGUGGAAUGGGAAUUGCGGCCGCUUUGAAGCAUGGGGCCGACAUUGUCGUUUGUGGGCGCGUCGCCGAUGCGUCACCAGUCAUUGGAGCUGCAGCAUGGUGGCACGAUUGGGAUCCGUCGAAUUUUGAGCAACUUGCUUGUUCCUUGAUUGCAGGGCAUCUUAUCGAGUGUUCCACUUACGUGACCGGCGGGAACUUCACCGGCUUCAAGAAACUCGAGAAAGGUGGACGGUGGCUCAAUCUUGGCUACCCCAUAGCUGAGAUUGGGGCAAAUGGUCAGGUCAUCAUCACAAAACGGAAAGGCACCGGCGGGCUGGUCAGCGUUGCUACAUGCACGUCGCAAUUGCUGUACGAGAUCCAAGGGCCAUGGUAUUUCAACUCAGAUGUUACCGCCAUAAUUGAUAACAUUUCCUUCACGCAAGUGGCCAAGAACCGUGUUGCAGUCACUGGAGUCCAAUCCGCCCCUCCCCCACCUACAACGAAAGUUGGGAUCACUGGUCGCGGCGGUUUCCAGGCCGAGUCUAACUAUUACAUCGUUGGUUUGGAUGCUCAGACGAAAGCACGAAUGUUUGAACAACAAGCGCGCAGUCUUUUUGCCGACCCAGCAAUUAACAGUCUCAACAAGUUCACCCUCCUGGACUUCCAAUUGCUCGGCGUCCCCGCGCGAAAUCCUGCCACUCAGACUGCAGCAACGGCCACGUUACGCGUCGUUGCGCAGGCCAAGGAGGCCAAAGAUCUUGCCCCUUCCAAGUUCAUUCGCCCUAUGAUGGACCUGAUUAUGGGUGCGUAUCCCGGUGGGACGGUGCAUAUGGACGGGCGAUUGGGUUUACCGAAGCCGAUUCACGAAUACUUCGUGACGAGGAUGGACCAGAGGGACAUGUUCCCGCCCCGGCGCAAACACAAACAUUUCCGCGGCAACAACCGUCCACACCGUGUUUCGUCUCCAGCACCCCCAAGGGGUACCAAGAAGGUCGCUCUCGACGUGGAUUUCCGCCCCUCCAUCCGGGCUCCACUCGGCUCAAUCGUACAUGCUCGAUCUGGCGACAAAGGAUCCGAUGCCAAUGUCGGCUUCUUUGUCGAAGACCGAGACCAAUACGAGUGGCUGAGGCGAUUGCUCAGUAUCGAGAAGAUGAUUGAACUUUUGGGCGAUGACUAUAAUGGCCAGCAUAUUGAUCGCUUCGAAUUGCCCAACAUCCUUGCCAUCCACUUUCUCCUCCAUGACUAUCUUGAUCGUGGGGUCAGUUGUACCAGUACCGUUGACUUUCUAGGCAAAAACGUUGCUGAAUUCUUGCGAGCGAGGGAGGUUGAUGUGCCGAAGAGGUUCUUGAUUGGAAGAAAAGUGUUAGGAAAAUUGUAA